Molecule: messenger RNA, 1195 nt
Organism: Guillardia theta CCMP2712
Lineage: Eukaryota; Cryptophyceae; Pyrenomonadales; Geminigeraceae
Exons: 3
Coding region: 1-1152 (383 amino acids)
Cellular component (GO): plasma membrane
Source: RefSeq, a predicted model, not a curated record
AUGCUCCCUGGCGUCGCAUCGGCUGCUGCCCUUUCCUCACUCAGCUACGUCAUCGCGGACAAGGCAGGAGUGCAGCUACUCGCUCUCCAAGGCAUCACGGGAGCCGCCAGCCCCAUCUCAGGCAUCCCCGUCGCCAUCCUUCUGGGACUGGGGCUCAAGAAUUUCGUCCUCUCCCAGGAGCAGGUGAAGCUCAUUGACCCGGGUCUUAAGCUCUCCACCUCCCUCAUUCUCCGCACCGGCAUCGUGUGCAUCGGCGCGAAGCUCAGCGCUAUGGACAUCCUCACGCUCGGCUCUGCCGGCAUCCCGGCGGUGGUCGCGUCCAUCACGACCGGGCUGCUUUUCAUCCCGUGGCUGGGGAAGAAGAUGGGGCUGCCUCCCCACAUGUCCUCCCUCAUCGCCGCUGGAACCUCCAUCUGUGGCGUCACCGCCAUCUCAGCCUUGGCUCCGGUCAUCAAGGCCAACCAGCAGGACGUCUCCUUCGCCGUCGCUAACGUCGUCAUGUUCGGGACCCUGGGGAUGCUGAUGUGGCCGUACCUCUCCCACUCCAUCUUCCUCAUCCCCGAACAGGUGGGUAUCUUCCUGGGGCUGGCGGUCCACGACACGUCUCAAGUGAUGGGGGCUGCGCUGACGUACAAGCAGCUGUUCAACGACGACCUUGUCUUCAGGAUCGCCGCGGUCACCAAGCUGACGAGAAACAUCUUCCUCGCAGCCGCGAUCCCGUUUCUCGCGCUCCAGCUCAACGCGGGAGGAGCAGACAGAGCCAAGUUCUGGUCCUGGUCGACCAUGAAGAAGUCGAUCCCGGGCUUUGUGCUCGCCUUCCUCUUCGUCGCAUGCCUCAGGUCCAUCGGGGAUCACACGAUAGCUGAGGGAGGACGAGCGUACGGCCUUCUCAACAAGGAGGAGUGGACUCGGUUCCACAGCGCCGUGAGCACGUUUGGAGGGCAUUACUGCCUAGGUGUUGCCAUGGCUGCUGUAGGGCUGGGAACUUCUCUGUCUGUCCUCAAAGGUGUGGGCUAUCGAGCUUUCCUCGUGGGGUUCGCAGGCUCCGCUGCUGUGAGUUUCACAGCGUUCAGCAGCGUCAUGCUCCUUACCAAGUUCGGGCUAAUCAACCCGCACUCACCCAAAGACGAAAGAGACGAGUUGAAGAGAUGAAAGAAUAUGUAUUUAACACAUUGCAAUGUACAUCAACAAGACG